Molecule: messenger RNA, 1512 nt
Organism: Rhodotorula graminis WP1
Lineage: Eukaryota; Fungi; Basidiomycota; Microbotryomycetes; Sporidiobolales; Sporidiobolaceae
Exons: 8
Coding region: 85-1512 (475 amino acids)
Biological process (GO): poly(A)+ mRNA export from nucleus
Cellular component (GO): nucleus
Molecular function (GO): RNA binding; protein binding
Source: RefSeq, a predicted model, not a curated record
CCGACCCAGUCAACCAUCGACACGCUCCGCCUCUUCCUCCUGUCGCGCUACUCGAACGAGGCCCAGCUCCUCAACCUCGAGAACAUGGCGGCCGACCCGAUCCUCAAGCAGCACAAGCUGCUCGCGCCCGGCCAACCCGGCGCACCGACCAACAUGGCGCCGGCCAUGUGGAAGCUCUCGAAGGAGCUCUUCCCGAACAUCGUGUCCCUCUCGCUCGCCAACAACGACCUCACCUCGCUCCUCCCUCUCUCGCCCUGGCUCCUCACCUCGAACCUGCCCAACAUCGAGAACGUGUCGUUCGCCGGCAACGGCAUCAAGGCGUUCCGCGACAUGGACCCGUUCAGCCCGCUCGUCGGCAAGGAGCGCAAGGACAAGCAGCCCAAGGGCUGGCGCAACCUCAAGGAGCUCGUCCUCACGGGCAACCCGGUCGUCGCCUCGGGCGGUCAGCCAGACACCUACGCCAAAGAGAUGGCUCGCCGCUUCGCCACCCUCCGCACCCUCGACCAGCAGCCGAUCGACCCGUCCAUAGCCUUCGCGGUCAACCAGGAGCGACCUACGUUCGGCGCAGAAGGACCCGGCCUGUCGUCCAAGGUCAAGAGCGAGAAGGCCAAGGCGACCAAGCGCGAGCCGGUCGUGUUCCCGGUCGACAGCACCGCCGGCGGGUUCUGCGACCCGGACGGCGCACGAGGGUUCGUCGGCGAGUUCCUGGCCAAGUUCUUCAAGGCGUUCGACGACGACCGCCCCUCGCUCCUGUCGGCCUAUGCGCCCCUGUGCACCUUCUCGUUCUACGCCGACACGGCCAACCCGGUCCGGGCUCGCGCCAAGAAGGUCGGCGCCAAGGGCGACAGGCGCUUCCCGAGCCAGCACAAGCUCGACUGGAGCACGUACCUCACGCCUGAGGGCAGCAGGAACCUCGCUCGUGUGCGCAGCCCCGAGAAGCUCGUCGCGACCCUCAAGACGACGCCGUCGGCCGUCAUCACGAGCAUCGUCACGCUCCCCAAGACGCAGCACCCGCUCGAGAAGGGCGACAAGUUCGUGUGGGACUCGUGGACGAUGCCCGGCCUGCUCGCGCCGACGCAGCCGGGCGCGCCGGGCGAGGUCGUCAUCUUUGCGAGCGUGCACGGCGAGUUUACCGAGUUCCCGAGCAAGGGCGUGCGCUCGUUCGACCGCAACUUCAUCCUCGCGCCGACACCGGCCGGCUCUCCCGCCGCCGCCGCCGGUUGGUCGUGCAUCAUCGUGUCGGACGUCCUCACGCUGCGCGGCUACUCGGACCUCGCCUUCUCGAAGCCGCGCGUCCCGCGCCCGCCCAAGCAGCCGAGCGCACCGGCGGCGACGGGCACGGACGAACAACAGUCGCUCGUGCUCCAGCUCCAGGCCGUGACACGCCUCACGUACACGUUCGCGCACAUGUGCCUCGCGCAGAACGGGUGGGACCCGCACCAGGCGCUCGCCCAGUUCCAGGCGCUCCACGCGCAGGGCAGCAUCCCGGCCGAGGCGUUCGUGCCGGCGUGA